This is a messenger RNA of Lucilia cuprina (Australian sheep blowfly), 1647 nucleotides long. RefSeq names its product zinc finger protein 595-like. Lineage: Eukaryota; Metazoa; Arthropoda; Insecta; Diptera; Calliphoridae. The record is from RefSeq and is a predicted model, not a curated record. Gene Ontology annotation, biological process: central nervous system development; regulation of transcription by RNA polymerase II. Gene Ontology annotation, molecular function: RNA polymerase II cis-regulatory region sequence-specific DNA binding; DNA-binding transcription factor activity, RNA polymerase II-specific. The coding region runs from base 117 to 1460 and encodes 447 amino acids. Gene Ontology annotation, cellular component: nucleus. The transcript is spliced from 2 exons.
GAGUUUGACAGCUGUUAAACAGCUGGAAAAUAUGUAAAUAAAAUACAUGUAAACAAAUAAAUUGUUAUAGGAAACUAAAGAAAAAUAUAAAAAACUAUAAAAGUUAACUAAAAAAAAUGUUAAAGAGAUUACCGCUUUGCACGCUAAAUUCACAAACAACAACAAAAUGCGGGGAAAUAUUUUGUGAUAGUUUAAAAAAUUUCACUAUUUGCUGUAGUUUUUGCAAAAUUAAAUUAUUUGCUUACGAUGAUCUCCUUCAGCACAUACAAAAUUUACAUUUUGAAUACAUAAGAAAAGAAGAAUGCAAUGAAUUUUAUAAAAAUGAUGAAUUUAAGGAAGAAAAAUGUGAUGAAGUGUCGGAAUCAUUGAAUAGUUGUGAUAUUUUAUAUGACUGCAAGGUUAAUGAUGAUGCAGUUAAUAGUUCUGAAGAAGAAACAAUAAAGGUGUUGGAAGUCAGACCUAAAUUUAGCAAAAUAACUAAUAGCACUAAAGAAACUAAUAUAGAGGAAGAGAAUCACUUGGAAGAGACGUCAAAACAUUCUACUGUUUAUGAAAUUGGUGAUCCUUUUGCUCCUAAUCAAAAAUUCGAAGCUUUAUUGUGUCCCGAUUGCCAGGAAUUAUUUUUUCUUAAAAAGGAAUAUGAUGAACAUGUUGUAAAAGAACACAAUGGUCAUAAAUGCCCCAAAUGUGAUAUGCGUUUUCGACACCGACAUCACCUCAGACGGCACUUACAAAAUAUGCACGAAGAUUGCGAGGAAAGGAAACAGAACAAAAGAUUAAAACAAAGAAUACCCUGCCCUUAUGCCGAAUGUCCGAAAAGUUUUACUUUAAAGGAAUCUCUUAACUAUCACCUGGAAUUCCAUACUAUGAAAUGUACUUUUGUAUGUAAUUUUGAAAAUUGCAGCAAAAGUUUUCCCACACAACAGCGUUUAGAUCAACACCAAGAGAAACAUACUAUGGCACGUACGUUUGUUUGUGAUUUUGAUAAUUGCAACAAAGCUUUUGCCAAUAAAACCCGUUUAAAAGCCCACCAGGAUGUACAUGCUUUAGCAAAACGAUAUAUUUGUGAUGCUUGCGGCUAUAGUUGUCGAGCCUCGACUACAUUGCGGAUUCACAAACGUAUGCAUACGGGUGAAAGACCUUACACUUGUAAGAUAUGUGAAAAUGCUUUUACCUCGCAGGCCACUCUUCACCUACACAUGAAUACACAUGCCACUAUACGUCCAUAUGUUUGUCAGAUUUGUCAGGCUACAUUUGCCAAUCGUCAGAUACUUGAACGGCAUGCCUACACGCAUGCGGAAGAGAAAUUAUUUAAAUGUCUACUAUGUGAUAAAGCUUUUAAACAACCUCAUGGUUUAGAUGGUCAUAUGAGACGUUUACACUUGGAACCAAGGCCAAAAAAAGUUAAAUAUUUUAAAAAUGUUACAAAAUCCAGUGAAACAGCAAGAGAAACAUUAUGAAUUGCAAACAAUUAUUUGACAGUUACAAAUUAUUUUUAUCUUUAAUUUGAAAUACUGUUUUUUUCAGUAUUUUGUAAACAAAUACAUAUAAUAAAUAAGAUUACCAAAAAAUGUUUAAUAAAGCCAUUGAUGGGUUAUUGUAAGAAUUUUGUUUUUACAAUUACCAUGCAGAGUUUCACAACCAAAA